This is a messenger RNA of Leptopilina heterotoma, 1569 nucleotides long. RefSeq names its product flavin-containing monooxygenase FMO GS-OX-like 2. The record is from RefSeq and is a predicted model, not a curated record. Gene Ontology annotation, molecular function: flavin adenine dinucleotide binding; NADP binding; N,N-dimethylaniline monooxygenase activity. Bases 179 to 1483 code for a protein of 434 amino acids. NCBI's taxonomy places the organism in Eukaryota, Metazoa, Arthropoda, Insecta, Hymenoptera, Figitidae. The transcript has 7 exons.
AUCAAUGUUUAGUCUUUCUUCUUACGCUGAUCGAGGCAGUUCAGUUUUUCUUUUUUGUGAAAUUGUUUAUUAUUGUGUUUUAAUUUUAUGACUAUAAUUUUUCUCACAGUUUUUCUCUCACGAUCACAAUUUUUUCAAGAUCGCAAAUUGUAAAUUAAAUUUUGAAGAAAAAUAGAAAAUGCCAAUCAGUAAAAUUAGAAUUGCAAUUAUCGGCGGUGGUGUUGCUGGAUUAAUUGUAGCAAGACAUGUCACUUCAAGACCAGAAUUUUACAGUGUAUGUCUUUUUGAGCAAACGGAUGAAAUCGGUGGCACUUGGGUUUAUACUGAUGAGACAGAAUUUGAUGAAAAUCAAUUACCAGUUCACAGCAGUAUGUACGAAAAUCUCAGAACAAAUUUGCCAAAGGAAAUUAUGCAAAUUCCUGACUUUCCAUUCAAGGAUUCUGAAGGAUUACCAUCUUUCGUUCAUCACAGCGUUAUUCGUCAAUAUCUCGUCGAUUAUGCGAAACAUUUUAAUUUACACCCUCACAUGAAGCUUCAAACUUUGGUGAAUCACGUGGAACCUGAAAUUCUUUCGACUGGAGAAACAAUUUGGUUGGUGACAUUCACGGAUUUACGUACAAAAUUAGUUAAGACGAAAUUAUUUGACGUUGUUAUUUUAUGCAAUGGACAUUACACAGUUGGACAUUUUCCACAAAUCCAAGGAAUUGAAAACUUUCAUGGCGGAAUAAUUCACAGUCAUCAAUAUCGAAAACCGGAAAAUUACGCUGGACGUAAAGUUUGUAUCCUGGGUGCAUCCUGGUCUGGAAUUGACAUCGCUCUCGAAAUUUCGAAAUAUGGCGAUAAAAUUUAUUUGAGUCACAAUCUUCCUCAACCGUUGGACGCAACAUUGCCAAAGAACAUCGAACAAGUGCCGGGCGUUAAAUCAAUUUGCGGAAAUACUUUUUUCUUUCGCGACGGCUCAUUUGCUGAGAUCGAUGAUUUUAUAUUCUGCACAGGAUACGAAUUUACCUACCCGUUUUUGUCGAAGAAAGUGGAAAUUCACACGAGGGAUAAUCACGUGGAACCAAUUUAUAAACAUCUUAUUCAUAUGAAAAUGAAGAAUUUAUUUUUUAUGGGACUACCGACAAUUGUCGUACCGUUUCCAAUGUUUCACAUUCAAGCUCAAUAUAUCAUGGGAAUUUUAGAAGGUCGUGUCAAAUUACCAACACCGGAAGAAAUGAAAGAGGACUUUGAAAGAGAAAAACAAUCUUUACUCGAUUCUGGAAUUCCCAUUCGACAUAUAAAUAAAUUAGUGGACCGACAAUGGGAUUAUUAUGACGAAAUAGCGGCUGCAGUUCAUGUUCCAAGUUUUCCACCGGUAAUCAAAAAGAUUUACAAUUACUCCAAUAAAAUGCGUGAAUUAGAUUUGAUGACUUACAAAAAUUAUCAAUAUCGUAUUAUCGACAGUGAAAAUUUCACUGUAAGUUGUCGUAAAGGCUGUUAAUAUAGUACAUAGAAAAUAAUAGAAAAAAAAUUUUAUUCCUCUUUUUUAAAAAGAUUUUAAAUUAAUAAAUAAUAUUAUUUUUAAUA